This is a messenger RNA of Scleropages formosus (Asian bonytongue), 3099 nucleotides long. Its product is annotated as 5-hydroxytryptamine receptor 2B-like. The transcript is spliced from 3 exons. The coding region runs from base 131 to 1669 and encodes 512 amino acids. Gene Ontology annotation, biological process: regulation of behavior; release of sequestered calcium ion into cytosol; vasoconstriction. Lineage: Eukaryota; Metazoa; Chordata; Actinopteri; Osteoglossiformes; Osteoglossidae. Gene Ontology annotation, molecular function: G protein-coupled serotonin receptor activity; neurotransmitter receptor activity. Gene Ontology annotation, cellular component: plasma membrane; dendrite. The record is from RefSeq and is a predicted model, not a curated record.
GUGAGCAAAGACUGCAGCGCACGAGGACGUACGGAGCACACCUCGGCAGAUCCGACGAGGACGGGAGGAGGCCGUGAAGCGGGCGGCGGGCCCGACCCUUCGCACCCUCAACCCACGGGGACGCGUGACCAUGCUGGCCAGGCCCACGGAGAGAGCCAGAACAGCGACGAGCCUGCCGCCGGCCAGCCACAGCAACAUGCCCCAGCAGGGCUGCUUCUCCCCCUUGCUGGGUGGGGUACCCCGUGAGCCCACUCCCCCGCCAGCGACAGCCCACAACACCACCGGUUUGAGCAACGACAGCGCUGGACUCCUGACACUGGGGACGACGGCAGCAGUGGGCGAGGACAGCGAGCUGCGCUGGGCCUCGCUGCUCAUCAUCAUCGUCAUUGUGCCCACAGUGGGGGGUAACAUCCUGGUCAUCCUGGCUGUGUCGCUGGAGAGGAAGCUACAAAACGCCACCAACUACUUCCUUAUGUCGCUGGCCGUGGCGGACCUGCUGGUAGGCCUGCUGGUGAUGCCCAUUGCCCUGGUCACCGUGCUCUACAAUUCAGGCUGGCCACUGCCAGAGUUCCUCUGCCCCAUAUGGCUCUUCCUGGACGUGCUGUUCUCCACGGCAUCCAUCAUGCACCUGUGCGCCAUCUCGCUGGACCGCUACAUCGCCAUCAAGAGGCCCAUCCAACACAGCCAGUAUAAGUCCCGGGCCCGGGCCGCUGCCAAGAUCGCCGCCGUGUGGCUCAUAUCCAUAGGCAUUGCCAUAUCUAUUCCCAUCAGAGGCCUGAAAAACACCAAGAAGACAACGUUCAACGACCACCACACCUGUCUGCUGAAGCCAGAGUGCUUCAAGGACUUCAUCCUCUUCGGCUCCUUGGCGGCCUUCUUCAUUCCGCUGACCAUCAUGAUGGUCAUCUACCUGCUCACUAUUCAUGUGCUGCAGAAGAAAGUCUACCUGUUGAAGUUCAGAGCCUCAGAGCACUUCAGCAGGUCCACAGUUUCCACAGUCUUCCAGAUGGAAUCCCCUUCUGUGGGCUCUCCAACAGAGAGGGCCACCAUGCUGGAGCGUCCAAAGGGGCUGACAGUCCAGUCCAGCCCCAGUCCCAGCCCCAGCCCCACUCCAAGCAAGGACAUCCACUUCCGCAGGCUGUCCAGCAUGGGCAGGAAGUCAAUGCAGAACCUCAGCAAUGAGCAGCGUGCGUCCAAGGUCCUGGGCAUCGUCUUCCUCCUCUUUGUGGUGAUGUGGUGCCCAUUCUUCAUCACCAACGUCAUCUCGGCAGUGUGCGACAGCUGCAAUGAACAGCUUGUUGGCCAGCUAAUGGAGGUCUUCGUCUGGGUGGGCUACGUGUCCUCGGGGAUCAACCCCCUGGUCUACACCCUUUUCAAUAAGACGUUCCGCGACGCCUUCACCCGCUACAUUACCUGCAACUACGGCAAGGUGAGCGCCAGGUCGCCAAGGAGGACUCUGCCCGGGCUCUCCUUCCGCUCGUCUGUUGCUGAGAACUCAAGGCUCUUUGUGAAGCAUGGUGUGAGGAACGGCAUCGGCCAGGUGGACUACCAGAGUCCGCUGUUGCUGCGACCAGCCGCCAUGCAGUCCUCUACAUCUGUCCUGUUGGACACCCUGUUGCUCACAGAGGAUGAGGACUGCAGACAGGAGGAAAGGGUCAGUCAUGUUUAGGCCACCCAUGAGAAUUCAUGGGAACAUUCUGGGAGCUCUGAAUUUGCCCCAAAAUGAUACUGUAAACAAUAUUUGUCAAUAAUUUACAGAAAAGCCAUAACGGGGCUUGGCAGGAGCAACUCGAAAAGAUCAAGGACUUCAAAACAGAAGGAAAAGCAGCAAAUGGAAGCAAAGAGAGAGAACAAAAAAAAUUUUAAAAGAUCAAUCCUCCCAUUUCCAACAGGAAUAACUUCCACAACAGGUACAAAAUUGUGACUACAUCUCAGUCAUGUAAAAUGGAUAACAAGGACAACAGUUCAUGGAAAAUAAAUAUACUGUAUCCCUGCUCGUAUGGCUAUAAAAUAUACCUGAAAUACACUUGGGGACCCUGAAAUAUCCAGUUCUACACGAAGAGGCUGAAGAAUUUGACCUCGACUGAAUCGCUUAACAGUGGAAUUACUCCUACAUAUACAACACUCAAGUUUUAAACGUCAAAUUGGAAAAGUGCAGUUUGGUCUUCGGGUGUGUACACACAAGCAAAUUUUAGCUCAACUUUCUAGGUGUAAGAAAAGACAAAAGGCUGCGCUUCCUUUGGGAACCUCCAACUGAUACUCUGUUACAGCGUUUUCUAGAUCACAAUGGAAGUGUAAAUCGGGUUGUUUUGCAGCAGUUGAGAGACUGAACAAUAAUGCAGGUUACGUUCAAUAUCUCGAACAUAACUGAUUCAACAGCAAGGCUUGGUUUAGACCUCUCUCAGCAGGUCAGGGGGACCUUCUGCUGUACCUUCCCCAUGACAUGAGCAUGGGGUCUAACUGUGGAGUCCAAGGAAAGAGGUGCCUCUAAAUACAGGGCAACAGCUUUUUUUCCCCCAUCUUAUAGGAACCCCCGACCCCUGUGUUCACCUAGUAAUUAUUACCCAACAAUGAAGCUCCCCAGGUCUCUCAGACACACCCCCUUUCUCAGUCACUCCCUCUCAGACUCAAAGCACCCCAUCCCCUUUUACAGGACCUCCCCUCUGGGCACACCCCCCCAACACACCCUUUCUUGGUGUUCACACAACCUUACUUUGCCAAUCCAUUUGUUUGGAUCAAGCUGACACAUUUAAUCAAAAUUCGCAGCCAGCAGCUCAGACACUGAGCAAAUUGCAGUAGAGAGUAGUAGUUCCAGAUUCCAUUUUUAAAUGUAUAAGUUGCAAACUUUGUACAAAUCAUGUUCAUGACUUAACAGGUGCCACAGAUACCCAAAUUGCAACAGUCCACUGUUCUCUGCAGCUCACCUAUGACAAUAUACUAUACUUCGUUAUAUUACAAAAAAAAACAUCUAAAACUACAGCACUUGUUGGAUAUCAGGCAUCAGAAGUUUCAUUUGGAGGAAACUCUUCCCAUGGUAAAAAUUACUUUGACCCUUCUGAGACCAGCCAGGGAGAUAAGGGUUUAAAGAAUGAUGUAAAA